This is a messenger RNA of Ceutorhynchus assimilis (cabbage seed weevil), 5832 nucleotides long. The record is from the annotation of a GenBank genome assembly. NCBI's taxonomy places the organism in Eukaryota, Metazoa, Arthropoda, Insecta, Coleoptera, Curculionidae.
AGGGUGGUGAAGGAAAUGCAAAAUUUUUUAUUCAAUAAAGUGGAAAAGGGAUUUUUUCCAUUUAAAAAUCCAUUUUAUUUAUUAUUUAAUGUGAAUUUUCUUAUUUAUUUUAGUGUUUUUAUAAUGUUCACUUGUAAUUAUGUCUAGGUAGCAUUCGUUAAAUAUUUAAGUGAAAGCAAAAACUGUUUUCAGGAAGUGCAACUGGAAAAUGAAAUUUUUUAAAUUGUUUGCAUAAUUAUUAGAGAUUAAAUGUCUUGGGCUCAACGUAGAGGACCUUCUAGGCCUGGUGCCACUGCUACCCCACCUGUACAAAUGUAUAAUCCAAAUCAACAUUCCAAUAACACUGAGUGGCAAUCGUCAGCUCCUCAACAAUGGCACCCUCAACAACAACCCACCAGACAAGAAGUCAACCAAACUCAACCCUAUUGGCAACAACCUUCUCAAACGUAUCCUACCCCAACCCCUAAUGCAAAUACAGCCUCACAAUUUCAACAAUACCAACAACCAGAUCAGCAGAGUGCAUAUUUUCAAAACAGCGCAGCUGGGUACACUCUUCAUACACAACAACCACAACCACCGGCUUAUGGCAACGUGCAAUACUCGCAACAGUUAGAUCAGAAUAAUGUUUACGCUAGUGCUGGACAACAACAAUCUACAGUGGAACCUGAUGCUUGGAGCUCCUGGGGAUGGGGCGACGAUGACAAUUCCAAUGCCCAGCCUGUAUCGCAACAGCCUCAGGCUGUUGUUUCGCAACCCAUAGCUGAAAGUUUUGCAAACGACGAAUCCUGGAAUUGGUCUGUAGAUGCGCAGCAACAGCAACGACAGUCUAAUGAAAAUAACGCUCAGCAAGAUCAAAAUUUGUUCCCAACAAUUGGAGAUCUUAAAGCAGCAAUAAAACCUGAUCAAGCUGAACUUUUAAAUACUAACAGAAAAAAGCUUGAUACGCCUCAGUGGUCAACUGAGUCUGUAGAAUCAUCUGAUGACGUUUUGCAGACCUCAGAAAGCGACAAGAGCCAUAUGGUUUCUAGAUCAUCCACUAUAAGCCACUCACCAAUUUCUGGCCAAGAAUCCUCGCCUUUGGUUCAAGGUUUGCUUCAUCAGGCAGAAUCAUCUAACAGCUAUCAAGCUGAAAAUAAAGAAAUCGUAAAGCAUCAAGAUGUUUUAGAAAACAGGCCUCAACGUGUUAACCCAACCCCUCCACUGCCUAAAAACAUGCUUACACCACCUUUGCUGCCACCUCCUCAAACUAGCUCGGACGACUCUAGGAACCCUUACAAACGAACCAGUGGACUCUCUCAUAAAGCGCCAAAUAAAUUCAAACCACCUCAAGUUUUCAACCAAUCAGGUAACUUGGAAUCGCUUCCAGACAAUUCAGAACACCCAGAUCAUCCUUUAGUUCAAAAUACUGGAAAAGCAAAUUCUAGUCAUCAACAAUGGCCACAGGCAGAAAAUAAUGAAGCCCCUAUCAAUGAUAGAAAUCAAUAUUUGGAAACUGGCCAAUUGUCUGAAGUAAACUUAGCUGAAGGCAAUGAACCGGAUCAAGGAAAUGACACUCUUCCACCGCCAGGGCUUCAAAGAAUGGUUCCUGGUCAGCUGGAACAAAAUGAAGUUAGAACUGAUCAACAGUUGCCUGGGUUUAGUAGAAUGGUUUUGGGCCAAAAUGAAAAUCGACUUGAUAGCUCUAAUCAAAGUUCCUCUCAGUUUGAUUUAAGUGGUCCACCAGAAGGCCUCCAUCGCAUGAUUCCAGGAGAAUCCAGCUCGCCAGAAACCUCCUUAAGACAACCCCACAUUGAAGAAAACGAUUCUGAAUUGGAAUUGAGUCACUUGACUCAAAAUCACGGAGUGCAACCUCCUAGAUCGGCCACAAUUGGAGCUGAUACACCUCCGAUUCAGACUCAACCUUCAUUGAUUCAAUCUAUUGGCAGUGAUUUGUCAAUUUCAUUGGGUGGAGAUAUUUCUGAUACUCCUCAAGCUGUUGGGGUGUUAUCUAGUGAUUCAAAAACUGGUAAGAGUCAUAAAUCUAAGGAAAAGAUUGAGCAACAAGAGAGAAGGCAAGCUGUAGAAGGUCAAACCAACGAUGACAGUAUCUCCAGUAUAACUAAUGCAGUUAGGAAUUUAACGGUGGGUGAAAACCUGACCGAUGGUCAUACUUCAAACAACAGUAUACCAGAGCAAUCGCCACGGCGGGCUAGCAGACAAGAGAGUAGCGAUAGUGAAAGUGACAGGAAAAAUUCUAGAACGCACAGAGAUAAGAGAUCUGGUGAAAAAUCCAAGUCUAGGGAAAAGGACAGGGAGAGGUAUAAGGAUGGGGAAAGAGACAGGUAUAGAGAUAGAAACAGUGAUAGAUACUCUCCAGAUCCAUACAGGGACAAAAGAGACAAUCGGACUAGAAGAUACAGAGACAGAAGAUAUGAAGAUGAUACAGACUAUUACAGUGACAAAGAUAAAGAACGUAGAGGGCGCGAUGAUAGAGAUAGAGAAUAUGAACAUAAAUACAGCAGCCUCCGCAAAGACAAAGACAAACGACGAAAAGAGCGCGAUUCUCGUGAAUACAGAGACUCUAGAAGGAACGAUUAUUAUUACAGCAGAUACACUGACGAGUAUGGACCUGAGAACAGGUCUAGUCGGCCCUCUAGUCGUACAGAUUCUAUGCACGAAUCGUAUAGAGAGAGUAGGCACCCACCUGAUGCUAGAGAUAGAAGACCAAGGGAAAGGGAUAAUAGAGAAGGCGAAAGGGAGCGCUACAGAGCUAGGGAAUAUAGAAAUAUGUAUAAUCCUUAUCAGAAUUUCUCAAUUGAUCCGUACAAUCCCUACUAUCAGCAAUAUCAGUACUACGAAAAUCUGCGCAGGACAAAUCCGCAAGCCUACGCGGAUUGGUACCGUAAGUACUAUCAGCAAGCAGCAGGAAGUAAUGCUUCUUUCACUGGCGAAGAUAGGGCUUCAGUUCAUUCUGGCAGGAGUUCGGCCAAUGAUGAACUAGCCAAGGAUAGCAUCGGUUACAACAGAACUCUAGACACAACUGAAAACUCUCUCUUAUACGAAGAACAAGUUGCUGCCUCCCAAAGAUUGACACCCACCAAGUACGCAACAGCUCACAUGAAAGCUGCUAUUAGCUCUGGAAAAUUCGUACGAAUCCUACCCCAUUAUCCUAUGGACGGUCAAAACGCUGUUGUAGAACUGUGCGAUUUCCAAGUCUUUUUGGAAAACGAGCCUGAUUACAUAGAGCUAAGUUCAUUUCCGGGGCCUCUGAUCAAAGGCGUAACCCAUAAGAAGCAAAUUAUAGAGUAUUGUGAUGGUAAGAUUAGAGGAGCUGCCAAUAAUAGGGACAUUGUGGAUAAUGAAUCUUAUGUUUUGAUGUGGGAGUUAUUGAUUUUACUUAUACGUCAAAAUGGAAUGGUUGUUGGUGCAGAUAUUGCAGAGUUGCUUUUGAAAAAUCGCAAUUUUGAACCUACCCCAAGGCCUCCAUCAGUUCUUUCUACUACCAGCAGCAAAAAUGAAAUUUCUGAGGCUUCAAACCAUCAGAUUUCUGAACAUGGAAGCACCCAAUCGAUUUUGAAAGAAGAAGAGGUUACUAGGAAAUUUAGGGAGUAUUUAUUGUAUGGUUCGUGCCAGGAAGCACUUGAAUGCGCAAUGAAGUUUGGUUUAUGGGGACACGCCCUUUUUUUGGCAAGCAAACUAGACAAAAGAACAUACGCUAAUGUAAUGAUGCGAUUUGCCAACGGCCUGACAAUGAACGAUCCUUUACAGACUCUCUAUCAGUUGCUUUCUGGAAAAAUGCCUGCUGUAGUAACUUGUUGCUCUGACGAAAAAUGGGGCGAUUGGCGACCUCAUUUGGCCAUGAUCUUAUCAAAUUCCACACAAAGGCCUGAAUUAAAUUGCAAAGCAAUCACUCAAUUAGGUGAUACGUUAUUGACUAGAGGCAGCCUAUAUGCUGCGCAAUUUUGCUAUCUGAUGGCUGAAGUAGGAUUUGGGAAGCACACCGAUUCAGGUACAAGACUGGUGCUGUUGGGAUCUGACCAUAGGAAACCUUUCCCUCAAUUUGUUACCAAUGAAGCUGUACAUAUGACGGAGAUUUAUGAAUUUGCUUGUAGUUUAAAUGAUCAGAGUUUUCAUAUUUCUGAAUUUUUGUUUUAUAAAUAUUUAUUGGCCACAAGACUAGCAGACUUUGGCCUGCUCCAAAGAUCUCUUCAAUAUCUUGAGCUGAUAGCAGCGAGGAUUAUUUCCAAUCCGAAUGGAGUGACUCCUGCUCUAGUGGAUGGGGUUUAUGAGCUUUCUGAUAAACUUAAGUUUUACGAUCUUGUGGGUGAAGCUGAAGAUGAGUCGGAGUUUGGUGGGGCACUUGAAACUAGCAGGCCUGAUAAUUCUUGGUUGAAGGAUUUGAGAGCUAUACAGAACGAUUAUCAGUCUGGCAAAAUUACUAGAGAUGUUUUUGGUUAUGGUACCAAUCAAGAUCUGCACCAAACCUUAACAACAGACAAUACGCUGCAACAAUCGCCCUAUAAUCAAGGCAACGAUGCGUGGGAGCAAGAGCAGCAACAAUACGACCAGGAGCAACAGAGGCAGUUUGAACAGUACAAUCAGCAAGAGCAAAUUUGGACUCCUGAGCAACCCACUAUAGGGUAUCCAGAGAACCAAACCCAGUCAAACAAUAUGUUAAAUCAAUAUCAGGAUCAGGCAAAUUAUUGGGCAGGACAACAACAAGCGCAACCUUGGGGCGAGCAAAUCAACCAAUACAGUCAAGAAAGUGUUGCUAAUCAGCAAGAUACACAGACUGGUUAUUAUGAUAAUACAAUUAGUCAAACAGAGGAACCUCUAGUGCCCCAAAUCUCGAUGCCCAAUCAGCCUAAAGGCGAGCCUCUGCCUCAAGAACAACAAAAUAACAAACAGGAAACUUCAAAAUCCAAGCCUCAAUCGCCUAAACAGGAAAGUACUCAGACUACUGGUUGGUUUGGUGGUAUUUUUAGUAAGUUGUCGAUGAGACCCAAGAAUCAGAUGAAAUUGCCUGAAGAUAAAAAUCCUAAGAUUGUGUGGGAUGAAACAAAAAAGAAAUGGACCAACAUGGACGAAGAUCCCAACGAUCCUGUUAACGAAUUCAAACCGCCGCCCAAAAUGGCAGAUUUGAUGCCCAAAACUCAAAUACCAACAGGUAGCAUUAGUAGUGGUUUGGAUUAUAGUUUUGCACCAAAUAACAGCAUGGAUUAUAGUAGUUUGGCCAAUUUUAAAACUAGUCUACCAGUUAAUAAUGCGCCAUUUAAUGUAGAUCAACGGAAUAUGGCUACAGGCCCAAUGUCGCUGCCUGUAAUUUCUGGAGAGGAUGUAGUUGCUCCGUUAAAACCUAUGCAGUCUAAUAUGUUCAAGAUGCAGAAAAAUAGGAAUGUGAAAAAUGCCUAUGUAGACGUCUUCAAACAAAACGGCGUAAAAUCGAAUAUGGAAGGAAUACCGCCUCCUGAAAACGUACCAAUGGUGGCUCCGACUCAAAUGAACUUUUUCAUACCUCAACCUAUGGCCAACGCGAACGCUUCCUUGGACUUUUUGACGCCGGGUGGGGCACCUGUACAAAUUGGAGAACCGCAGAAAAAAUGAGGCAGAUGGAGGAUACAGCAAAAAGGUGGUAGAGUUUUCGGGUCAAUUUUUUGGGGGGCAAAGUUCCAGAACUCUACUUGUGACUUUGUGAUUGUUAUAUUGAAAUUUUAUCAACUAUACAUAAUGUAAAAUAUAAGUUUUAGUGUAUUAUAAUAACAUAUUGUUGUCUAAGGGAAUAAACAUAAUAGUGAUGGUUACAGAGAAAUGAUUUUAUUUAUUCAUUGUUUUAUAAAAUCUUGAGCAGUUUCU